Messenger RNA from Linnemannia hyalina, 1116 nucleotides. Lineage: Eukaryota; Fungi; Mortierellomycota; Mortierellomycetes; Mortierellales; Mortierellaceae. The record is from the annotation of a GenBank genome assembly.
AUGGGAUCCCUCACCGCUGAAAACAACAUUGUCCUCUCCGCCGACGACAAGGACACAACACUGGCUGACCGCAACACUCACGCCACCCGCGUCGCCGGCCUCGGCUCCGACCCUGAGAAAAAGGCCCUCUUUGCCAGCGUUACCAAGCGCAUCGAUUACACCCCCAAGUUUGGAACCGAGCUCCACGGUAUCAAGCUUUCCCAGUUGACUGAGCAGCAGAGCGAGGAGUUGGCCGCGCUGAUUGCUGAGCGUGGUGCGGUCUUUUUCAGAGACCAGGAUGAUUUGGAUUAUAAGGAGCAUGUCAAGCUCGGCAAGCGCUGGGGUCCUCUUCAUGUUCAUCCUUUGGUCCCUCAUACCCAGGAUAACCCCGAGGUCAUCGUUCUUGACUCUCGCCUCAGCCCUCCAAGCAGAUUCAACACGAACGACUCGUGGCACUCUGACGUCUCCUUCGAGCCCGCCCCAGCCUCAUUCUCGAUCCUCAAGUUUGAAGAGAUCCCUGAAGCCGGCGGUGACACGAUCUGGUCAAACGGCUACCAGCUCUACGAUGACCUCUCCCAGCCUAUUAAGACCCUUCUCGAGGGCCUCACCGCCACCCACUCCUCCGACAUCUUCAAGAUCCUGACCCAAUCUUCCGGCCGCAAGACAUUCGGAAAACUCAACGAUUCCGUCCACCCCGUCAUCCGGACCAACCCCGUCAUCCGGACCAACCCCGUCACGGGCUGGAAGUCUGUCUACGUCAACCCUGUUUUCACCCGCGAGAUCAAUGAUCUGAACCCAAUCGAGUCCAAGUGGAUCCUGGACUACCUUGCAGAUCUGGUCUCCAAGAAGUUGCAGUACCAGAUUCGGUUCCAUUGGAAGAAGAAUUCGGUCGCCAUUUGGGAUAACAGAUCGACUUAUCAUACGGGUGUGCCUGAUUUCAGACCUUACCACCGUCGUGGUGUUCGUGUCACUGUUUCGGGCGAGAAGCCUUUCUAUGACCCCGCCUCGGGAACUCAGGCUAAGGCUUGGGAGGUUACUGCCAAGGCUAUUGUUGCCAAGCAGGAGGCUACUGAGAAGGCCAACGUUGAGAAGGCCAACGUUGCGGCUCAAGACACUGCAUCUGCUACCACCGCUUAA